Penicillium antarcticum is the source of this 1044-nucleotide messenger RNA. Its product is annotated as sugar phosphate isomerase/epimerase family protein. Bases 1 to 1044 code for a protein of 347 amino acids. The record is from RefSeq and is a predicted model, not a curated record. NCBI's taxonomy places the organism in Eukaryota, Fungi, Ascomycota, Eurotiomycetes, Eurotiales, Aspergillaceae. The transcript is spliced from 2 exons.
AUGACACGAAUAACACGCGACUCAGUCCAAAAAAUCCCGUUAGCCUAUGCAUCCUGCUCAAUCGGCUGCAAAUCUAGUGACACCCUCCCUCGCAAACUUGAAGCAAUUAGCGAAGCAGGUUUCACCGCGAUCGAGCUUUCAUUCCCCGACAUUGUGGAAUAUGCAGCACACCUACAAGGCCAACCAAUUGCAUCAGAUAAUUUCUCCGAACUCAUCAUAGUUGCCUACGGGAUCCGGGAGCUCUGCGAAGCCAACUCCUUAAGUGUAAUGAUGCUGCAACCGUUCGCGAAUUUCGAGGGCUGGCCUGAAGGAUCAACGGAAAGAGAAGAUGCCUUUGCGAGAGCAAGGGGUUGGAUAGAGAUCAUGAGAGUUCUCGGGACAGACCUACUGCAGGUCGGAGCUACAGAUACACCACCUGACAAAAUAUCCAUCUCCCGUGAAGCAAUUGUUUCCGAUCUCCGUGAACUAGCCGAUAUGCUAGCAAAGCACGGUUUUCGCCUGGCCUAUGAGAACUGGUGCUGGUCAACCCAUGCACCGGGCUGGAAAGACGUAUGGGCAAUUGUCUCGACUGUCGACCGCCCGAAUGUCGGGUUGUGUCUCGACACAUUCCAGACUGCGGGCAGUGAAUGGGCGGACCCAACGACUGAAUGUGGUCUUAUCGAAGAGGUACCGUAUGAUGUUUUGCGAAAGAACUUCGCCGCUAGUAUGGAUGAGCUCGCUCGCACCGUUCCGCCUGAGAAAAUCUAUCUGCUGCAGAUCUCGGAUGCGUACAAGGUUUCUUCGUUGAAGAAUGAAACUAUUGAUGGACUUAGGCCACGUGGUCGCUGGAGUCAUGACUAUAGACCUAUGCCUUAUGAUGGCGGUUACUUGCCGAUUGAAGAUGUGGCGAAGGCAGUGUUGAAGACUGGAUUUCGAGGGUGGUUCUCUAUGGAAAUCUUUGAUGGUGGGCCAGAAGGAAAGGGGAAAAAGUAUGAGUUGGAAGCUUAUGCAAAGAGGGCGAUGCAGAGUAUGCAAAAGUUGUUAACUAAUUGCGCCAGUGAGUGA